AAAUCAGCUGUUUUGUCUGUCAUGAAGACGUGAAACCAUUUGGAUCGAUGAUUUGAAUACCUACGUUAUUUUAUUACGUCAUUUACAGUAGCGAAAAAACACAAAAAAUUCCAUCAUGAUGCCGAAAAUCUCGGCGCCAAAACACCCACGCAUCAUUUGAUUUUAUUUCCUACUCUUUCUAUUUUCGUUCAGCAGCAGUCAGUCAGUGUUCGCGGGUCUGUGAAGUGCGCGCGUGUUUCGAAAAUGGUGUCUCUCGCAGUUUUCGAUUUUGAUCGUACGAUCGUAGAUGACGAUUCAGAUGCCACAAUAAUAAAUAGAUUAAGGGAAAAACAGCCGCCGCCUGAGUGGGAAUCGACUAACCACGAUUGGACUCCAUACAUGAGCGAUGUGUUCCAGCACGCAUACUCAGCGGGUCUCAGCGAAGAAGACAUUCUGUCAGCAAUAGGCUCCAUGCGGGAGUGUCCUGGUGUGUCUUCGUUGUUGAAGUCCCUGGCAGCUUCAGGGUGGGACGUGUUACUGCUAACUGACGCUAACACAGUCUUUGUGAACCAUUGGCUGAAGGUUCACGGACUGGAGGACACGGUGACACAAGUGAUGACCAACCGCGCUUUCUGGAAUAACGGCAGAUUGUACAUCGAGCCGCUAAUGAAGCAGACCGCGUGCUCCCGGUGUCCCACUAAUCUAUGCAAGUCCAUUGCGCUCGCGCAGUUCAUAGCUCAAAGGCCAGCUUACAAAACAGUAGUGUACACGGGAGACGGCAGAAAUGAUUUCUGUCCAGCCACCAAUCUACCCCCGCAUGCUACAGUAUUCCCUCGCCGAGGAUAUCCUCUCGACGACUUAGUGAAGAAGACAUUAUCGUCCCCCGCCCCCCUCAUCCAGGCUAAAGUUGUCCCAUGGGACGAUUGUUAUGCGAUAAUAAAAGAACUGUUCCCAGAAAACAAUGUUAUAUCUUGAUAACGUUUAGAACCAUACAAAUCUCCCUGGCAUUUUGCACCAUACAUUUCUAUUAAUUAUAGGAUACCCUUAAAAUCAAAUUAAAAUUAGACUUAAUAUAAUAGAACUUCUAACAAGGUCCAUUUUAUUUAAUUUGAUGUAUAAUUGCACACUAGCGCAGUCUAGUCUCAACUAAAAAAUCCUCUUUAGAUAAAAGAAUUUAUUGCGAAGUAUUUUAGUUUUCCACCACACAAUGUACAGUCCACUAAACCGAAAACGGUGGCCAUCGAAAUCUUCACAGUAGACUGUAAUGGAAAACUGUAAUAUUUUGCAAUAAAUUCCUUUAUCCAGUGUAGAAUAAUUUGGAAAGAGCAUUAUUAGCUUUCGCUAAUAAACACAAGAAAUUGGUAGACAUGUGAUGGUGGCGCUAGUGUGCAGUUACGUAUCGCCUUAAGAUGAAUUAGUGUAAUUAAAAUUAGACCCAAUGACCCCAUAAAACAUAACGUAUUCGAUAAUUUAACAGUUUCUUAUGUGCUUAAAAUAUUUUGUAGAGAAAAUUCAAUAAUUAAAACUAUGUGGAAACUUUUUACAUGUUAGAACUCGUGAGGGAAAAGGUGACCUUCCAAGCGUUUAGGUCCCACUUGGGCGGUAUUGAGUUAAGGCUGUAUUCACAUAGUUAAAUAGUCGGUUGAUCGUUUUUCUUAUAGCCUGUUUAAGUGUACCACAGCUGGGCAAAGGCCUCCCCUUUCUGCUUCCAUAGAUUUAUAUCCCAGAAAUCCUUCUAUGUCGUCGCGUCAUCUUUUACACGGUUUGCCUCGUCUCCUCCUCCCUGAUGGUACCCAAAAGGUAUCCAGGCGAGCUCAUCUUUACAGCGGCACUUAAACGUAGCUGUUUUUUUGAUUGGUUGAUCGUUAUGGAAUAAAAAAAACAAUUUACUUUAUUCACAUUUAUUGGAAAACAAAAAAAUUCAAAGUUCACACUCACAAAAAUCUAAUUGUUUGGUAAACAGACUUAAGUUCAAACUGUAACAGCCAGAGUUCUAGUCACUAAACAUACAAUUGCAAUUUUCUCACGUCGUGUACACGAUUUAGAGACGUUUACUGUAUGAGAACAUAGCACUUUGUAUGUUGCAUUAAAAUCAAUUAAAAUCGCAAAAUGCUUUUUUCACAAAAUUUUAAAUAUCUCGCAACUAGAAUCUGCCCAGUGGGUACCCUUUUGCUUGGAACGCUUUUAUAGUUUUCACAUCUCGCCGCCACAAAUACAUUGCUGUGAUUAAUAAUAAUAUAUUUAUUUUAUUCUAACUAAACAUGAUAUGAAAUAAUAUCCGUUAUUCACAAGAAAGUUAACAUACUUAGCUAAAGUAUGUUAUGGCAAAUCUAUAUAUAUAAAACUCUUGCGUUACUGAGUGGCUGACUGACAGACAGACAACGUACAGCCGAAACUACUGGGCGUAGGAAGCUGAAAUUUGGCAUGUAGGUUCCCUGGGGAGUGUAGGUGAGCACUAAGAGAGGUUUUUUGGAAAUUCAACCCCGAAGGGGGUGAAAGUGAUGGAAAAGUUUUAUAUGAAAGUUUUACACCGUUGAAGAUAGUGACUUGCAAAAUUUGGAUUUUAGUUGUUUACAACAAAUUAAUAAAUAACGUGUUUCAGAUUUCUUUAAAAUUAACCCUCAACCCCUAAAAAGGGUGGUGAAAGAUUGUAUAGGACUUCAUACAAUUUUCAAGAUAAAAAGCUGAAAAUUGGUAAACAUACUCUUCAUCAUUUUUCAUAAAGAAUGACCGAGAUUUUACUUUGAAAUUCACGCGGGCGAAGCCGCGGGCAAAAGCUCGUAUAAAAUGCAACAGUGACAUAACAUAUUUUAGUUCAAAGUGAGCAUUAUAUUUUUUUAUGAAUAACAGGUAAAGUUGUAACGUUCUAGAAAUUUACGAAACUCUGUAAAAACAUUCUCAAGAAUUUCCGUCAGAUCACGUCCCGUGAUACUGGGAAUUUCUCUUUGGUGAGGAAUUCUCAAGGGAGUUAAAUUUCUCCUAGAUAACAUAAUUUCUUAACGGCACAUUUUGUAUUAUAA
Molecule: messenger RNA, 2999 nt
Organism: Plodia interpunctella (Indianmeal moth)
Lineage: Eukaryota; Metazoa; Arthropoda; Insecta; Lepidoptera; Pyralidae
Product: pyridoxal phosphate phosphatase PHOSPHO2-like
Exons: 5
Coding region: 244-954 (236 amino acids)
Molecular function (GO): phosphatase activity
Source: RefSeq, a predicted model, not a curated record